GUUUCUUGGCUUGAUGGUGAUGGCUGACUCGCUGUCGUCGCCCAUUCUGUACUUGACCGCGCAGGAAACCCUAGAAACUCAUAAAUCUGCGAAUAGAGGAACACUGCAAUUUACGUUUGGUGAAGAAUGUCGGGAGACGGACAGCAGGAGGACAAGAAGCCGGAGCAGGCUGCGCACAUUAAUCUGAAGGUCAAGGGCCAGGAUGGGAAUGAAGUAUUUUUCAGGAUCAAGCGCGGCGCGCUCCUAAAGAAGCUUAUGACUGCCUACUGUGAUCGCCAGUCUGUAGAUGCCAAUUCUAUUCGCUUUCUCUUUGAUGGUCGUAGACUCCGCGGCGAGCAAACACCAGCUGAGUUGGAUAUGGAAGAUGGCGAUGAAAUUGAUGCUAUGCUUCUCCAAACAGGGGGGGAUGUCUGAUCAUCUACGAUUAGGGGAUCUUAGUUGCUAUUUAUAGGAAUCAAAAUUUUAUCUUGUAAGUUUUGAAAGUUGGAUGAAGUCUAAAGUUGUGCUUUGCUCUUUGUUGGAAUCCAAUGGUUGGCCUUCUAUCUGAUUCCUUUUAUAAAUGUAUUAAUUUGAAUAGCUAAGAGAUGUCU
Phalaenopsis equestris is the source of this 590-nucleotide messenger RNA. Its product is annotated as small ubiquitin-related modifier 2-like. The record is from RefSeq and is a predicted model, not a curated record. The transcript has 3 exons. Lineage: Eukaryota; Viridiplantae; Streptophyta; Magnoliopsida; Asparagales; Orchidaceae. Bases 127 to 414 code for a protein of 95 amino acids. Gene Ontology annotation, cellular component: nucleus. Gene Ontology annotation, molecular function: ubiquitin-like protein ligase binding; protein tag activity. Gene Ontology annotation, biological process: protein sumoylation.